Molecule: messenger RNA, 1524 nt
Organism: Tetrahymena thermophila SB210
Lineage: Eukaryota; Ciliophora; Oligohymenophorea; Hymenostomatida; Tetrahymenidae
Product: cell surface immobilization antigen
Exons: 1
Source: RefSeq, a predicted model, not a curated record
AUGUCUUUCUAAAUUAAAAUGAAUAUUUUAAAGUGCUUAUAGGUACUUAUUUUACUAAACUUGAUCUCUGCUAAAAGUGGCUAGGAUGUAGCGUGUUCUAGUAAUAAUUGCUCUUCUUGCCCUACACCUUACACUAAUACAAAUUGGAUUAAUCAUGGCAGUAGUUGCUAUAUUGAUAAUUGCCCUGAUAGCAAUGUUGGUUUAUAAAAUACUUCUGAUCUUUUUUGCAAAUCUUGCUUUUCUACAAAUUAUCCCUUUGCAAAUACCGAUCUUACAUCUUGUGUUGCCUCUAAGUAGAGCUGUGGAAGUGAUAGACCUCCAAAUUCUUGGACAGAUUCUGAUUGCUUAGCUUGUAAUGGCACAAAUAAAAUAUAUGCUAGCAGUGAUAAGUCAACUUGUGUUAAUUCUUCAAUGCCUUGUGAUAGUAAUCUAUUAUGGAAUAAUUUAGAUUGCAUGAAAUGUACUAAUUAUUAAAAACCUUAUGCCAACGUUGAUGGUACUGCUUGCAUUAAAGUUAAGCCUAAAUGCGAUGAAAUAGCUGAUAAUUCUUGGACUGAUUAAGAUUGUCUUGCUUGUUAAGGUAUUUCUUCUUAAUAUGCUAGUAUUAAUAAGUCUUAUUGUGUUUCUACUAAGUUUACUUGUGGAAGCGAUAGACCAUCUAAUUCUUGGACUGACUUUGAAUGUUAAUAAUGCUAUGGUACUUCUAAAGUAUUUGCCAACACUGGAAAUUCUUCUUGUGUUAAUUCAAAUUUAACUUGUGGUAGUAGUAGACCGUCUAAAUAGUGGACUAAUUAAGACUGCCUUGCUUGUAAUGGCCCUUCUAAAUAAUACGCAAAUGCUGAUAGAUCUGCUUGUGUUCCUUCUAUUCCUAACUGCGGAAGUGGAAGACCUUCAAAUACUUGGACAGACUCUGAUUGCCUUGCUUGCAAAGGUAUUUCUAAAUAAUAUGCGAAUAUAGACUAAUCAGACUGUGUUUCCUCUGCUUUUACUUGUGGUAAUUAAAGAACUGCUAAUACAUGGACUGAUUCUGAUUGCCUUGCUUGCUAUGGGACUUCAAAGUAAUAUAGUAAUAUUGCCCAGUCUAAAUGUAUUUCCUCUAAUCUUACUUGUAGUUAUUCAAGACCAGCUAAUUCUUGGACAGAUUCAGAUUGUCUUGCCUGCUAUGGUGCUUCUAAAUAAUAUGCUAAUCCCAAUAAGUCAUUAUGUAUUGCUACUCUUCCUAUUUGUGGAAGUUAGAGGCCUGAAAAUUCUUGGACAGACUCUGAUUGUCUAGCUUGUUAUGGUACUUCUAAAUAAUAUGCUACUAUCAAUUAAUCUGAUUGUGUUGCUUCUAGUCUUACAUGUGGAAGUGGUAGGCCUGAUAAAUCAUGGAAUGACUCAGAUUGUCUAGCUUGUUACGGUAAAUCUUAAUCUUAAGCUAAAUCUGAUAAAUCUGGAUGCUUAUUACUUUAAGAUUCUUCUAUCUCAUCAUCUUAUAUUCUUUUUUAAAGUUUAGUAAUAGCUUUUAUAUUUUUGCUAAUUUGA